This is a messenger RNA of Ficedula albicollis (Collared flycatcher), 1639 nucleotides long. RefSeq names its product 3-ketodihydrosphingosine reductase (gene KDSR). Lineage: Eukaryota; Metazoa; Chordata; Aves; Passeriformes; Muscicapidae. The record is from RefSeq and is a predicted model, not a curated record. Gene Ontology annotation, molecular function: 3-dehydrosphinganine reductase activity. Gene Ontology annotation, cellular component: endoplasmic reticulum membrane. The transcript has 10 exons. The annotation marks the transcript as partial. Gene Ontology annotation, biological process: sphingolipid biosynthetic process.
GGGGGUCUGAAGCUGCCCGGCGCGCACGUCGUGGUAACUGGAGGCUCCAGUGGAAUUGGAAAAUGUAUUGCUAUUGAAUGCUAUAAGCAAGGUGCUUUCAUAACACUGAUUGCAAGGGAUGAGAACAAGCUGUUGCAGACGAAGAAGGAAAUAGAAAAGUACUCUGUUAAUGACAAGCAGGUUGUGCUUUGUAUUUCCGUUGAUGUGUCCAAAGACUAUGAACAGGUGGAGAACGUUCUAAAACAGGCUCAGGAGAAGUUGGGGCCAGUUGACAUGCUUGUAAACUGUGCAGGAACAUCAGUUACAGGAAAAUUUGAGGAUAUUGAAGUGAAUUCUUUUGAAAGAUUAAUGGCAGUCAAUUACCUGGGUAGUGUUUACCCGAGCCGAGCAGUAAUCGCUACCAUGAAGGAACGCAGGAUGGGAAGGAUUGUAUUUGUAUCAUCUCAGGCUGGGCAAUUAGGCCUCUUUGGAUAUACUGCUUAUUCUCCAACGAAAUUUGCUCUUCGAGGGUUGGCUGAAGCCCUGCAAAUGGAGGUAAAACCUUACAAUGUCUACAUAACGGUGGCCUAUCCUCCAGAUACUGAUACUCCUGGCUUUGCGGAAGAAAGUAAAACAAAGCCCUUAGAGACAAAGCUGAUUUCUGAAACCUCAUCUGUUUGCCAAGCAGAGCAAGUCGCCAGAGUUAUAGUGAAAGAUGCCAUACAAGGGAACUUCAACAGCUCAGUUGGAUCAGAUGGUUACAUGCUGUCAAUAUUGACAAGUGGAAUGUCACCAGUCACUUCUAUUACUGAAGGUCUUCAGCAGGUUGUUUGCAUGGGCAUUUUUCGCAUCAUUGGCCUAUUUUACCUAGGAAGUUUUGACAGCAUAGUUCGUCGCUGCAUGAUGCAAAGGGAAAAAUCUGAAAGUGCAGAUAAAACUGAGUAAUCUUUACUUUGAGUGGAAAGAAGAAUGUCAAGCGGUCCUGGACAGCUUGCUGCUUAAGUGGGACUCAGUUUUGCUCCUGAAGGAUUUAGGCUGGAAGUACUUGCAUGUGUGACAGAGGAGUCCCCUCAAAAGCUAUGAAAGAAAAAACAAAAGUACAAAUCCAGAAAAUGCCAAACUAUGCAAAAGUGUGAAUGAGGAUUAGAUACCUUUUUUUUUUGGUAGUUUGAGUUGGAAAGAGUUUGGAGAGCUUGUAAGUGAUCUGCAGAGUAGAAUUUGAGAAUGGACUAUGUGUGGUAAUUCUGGACAAAUACUUAAGUUUUCUUACUUUGGUGCUUAUGGAUGAAAUAAGUACCAUGACAGACCAGGCUGAAGUAGAUUGAAGUCCCCUGAACAAGUUGGUACCUUUUGCUAACUUUUUGGGACUACUUUUGAUUUAGAAUGUUAACUUUUCCUUUGGCCAAUCUACAGAGCCUUCUGUCAAUGACAGCUUUCCUUAUUCUGUCCAACAUACAACUGUGGAAACCUGAAGAUGGCAAAUAUGUUUGUAUGAUCCAAGCUUUCUCAGUGUGGGAGUAAUUAAAAAGUAUGGUUUAAUAUAUGCAUACUUUCUAAAGGGAGAUGAAGAACCCGUUCCCACAGAGAAAUGCUAGGAGAUGUGAUUGGGUCUGUAGCUCUUCUGGCCUUUGAAGUAUGUUGUGAACAAAAAAAAAAAAAA